This is a messenger RNA of Camelus dromedarius (Arabian camel), 973 nucleotides long. RefSeq names its product trafficking protein particle complex subunit 9-like. NCBI's taxonomy places the organism in Eukaryota, Metazoa, Chordata, Mammalia, Artiodactyla, Camelidae. Bases 1 to 468 code for a protein of 155 amino acids. The transcript has 5 exons. The record is from RefSeq and is a predicted model, not a curated record.
AUGUGCAAACUCACAGACGUGCGGACAGCGGAACCCACGAAGAGCGUGUGGCAGCCAAGUGGGAGCCAGGUGUCCCUGGAGCAGCUCCCUGAAAAGGAGAACGGCCUGGAUUCUGGGCCGACACUUACAGUCUCCUCCACUGCCGGCACCUGGGAGGUGAAGGGGCGCUGGAUGGGGCAUGGAGCCGGCCAGUGCGGUGGUGGCAGUAGCGGCUUUUCCAGUAUAGGUUAUUACCAGAUACUGAAUGGCGAGCUCGCUGAGCAGCUGCGCACGGAUGUGGCCUUGUACUCCAGCUACGAGGACUGUGGGACGGUGGAGAAGAUCGAGGACUUCAUCGAGUCGCUCUUCAUGGUGCUCGAGUCCGAGCACCUGGAGAGGGCCACCAACAAAUUUGGGGACAAGAUCCCCCUCCUCUGCAUCUCAUUUGAGAAGAAGGACUUGGUGGGACAGGGCACAGACAGCAGCUGACGUCCACCACUGACGGCCGUGUCGUUAGUUUGCGGUAGUGAGACUUCAACACCCCAGUCACCCGUGAAGGAAGAUGCUUUGGCCGACCUAGGACUUUGGAUUCUCACCCCCACCCUGGUUCAUCUCAUCCGGGUGAGAGGGUUGAAUAGUGCUUUGCCAGCAUGCUUUCGGGGCAAUUUUGGGGCAGACAUCGUGCACCAGCAGUGAGACAUUUCUGUGCAUUUUACUUUCUGGACAUCACCUGGCCGGGAUGCUGUAGGACUCCCUGGUCCAUCACCAUUUGUUCUGGAGCUGUUCCAGACAGUGAAUGACUUUCUGUGGCUUGGAGGUAAGGUGAUCUGAUGUAGAUGAUGAGAUGUGUAGUUAAAGUGCUGUUACUUGAAAUAAGAGGAAACCUAGAAAAAUGGCUCUAAAAUACUGGAUGAGGGAGGAGAAUUGUCUGAGCUGCCUGCAGUGGGGAAACUUCUCAGAUGACUCCCUCACUGUGUAUUCUGUCACACUCCCU